AUGAUCUGGGUCAUCCUGGCCCUGCCCAUGUGGGCGUGGCGUGGGACUGUUGGCGAUGCACAGUCUAACGAGCGGCGAGUCGUGGCACACAUCCCCGGUGACAUCAUCAUAGGAGCCCUGUUCUCUGUCCAUCACCAGCCGACAGCGGACAAGUACGGUAUCCAGCGUGUUGAGGCCAUGCUGCACACUCUAGACCGUAUUAACGCUGACCCCCGUAUCCUCCCCAACAUCAGCCUGGGCUGUGAGAUAAGAGACUCCUGCUGGCACUCUGCUGUGGCCCUGGAGCAGAGCAUUGAGUUCAUACGAGACUCCCUGGUGUCCUCCGACGAGGCCGAGGUGGGGGGAGGCAGUGUGUGGGGGGGAGGCGGGGGAGGAGCCGACGGGAGGGGAGGGCCGAGGUGUGCGGACCCUGCUGCAACCCCCAUGCGGGGGAAGAAGCCUAUCGUCGGGCUGAUAGGACCAGGUUCCAGCUCUGUGGCCAUUCAGGUCCAGAACCUCCUACAGCUCUUCAACAUACCCCAGAUUGCCUACUCUGCUACCAGCAUGGACCUCAGUGACAAAAGUUUGUAUAAGUACUUUAUGAGGGUGGUGCCAUCGGAUGCUCAGCAGGCCAGAGCCAUGGUGGACAUUGUCAAGAGAUACAACUGGAGCUACGUCUCUUCCAUACACACAGAGGGUAACUACGGGGAGAGUGGGAUGGAGGCGUUCAAGGAUAUGGCUGCCAAGGAGGGCAUCUGCAUCGCCCACUCUGGUAAGAUCUGGAGCAACGCAGGGGAGAAGAGUUUUGAUAGGCUGCUGGAGCGUCUCAGAGCCCACCUGCCCAAGGCCAGGGUGGUAGCCUGCUUCUGUGAGGGCAUGACGGUCAGGAACAUCCUCAUGGCCAUGAGACGACAGGGACUGGUGGGGGAGUUCCUAUUGGUCGGCAGGUCAGUGGACACUGGAACUGCAGAGAUACACACAAACACAUACUGA
Messenger RNA from Salvelinus namaycush (lake trout), 972 nucleotides. RefSeq names its product metabotropic glutamate receptor 5-like. The record is from RefSeq and is a predicted model, not a curated record. Lineage: Eukaryota; Metazoa; Chordata; Actinopteri; Salmoniformes; Salmonidae. The transcript has 5 exons. Gene Ontology annotation, molecular function: adenylate cyclase inhibiting G protein-coupled glutamate receptor activity; G protein-coupled receptor activity involved in regulation of postsynaptic membrane potential. Gene Ontology annotation, cellular component: postsynaptic density membrane. Gene Ontology annotation, biological process: regulation of synaptic transmission, glutamatergic; G protein-coupled glutamate receptor signaling pathway; trans-synaptic signaling by endocannabinoid, modulating synaptic transmission. The coding region runs from base 1 to 972 and encodes 323 amino acids.